Molecule: messenger RNA, 2425 nt
Organism: Prinia subflava (tawny-flanked prinia)
Lineage: Eukaryota; Metazoa; Chordata; Aves; Passeriformes; Cisticolidae
Gene: TWF2
Product: twinfilin actin binding protein 2
Exons: 9
Coding region: 130-1179 (349 amino acids)
Biological process (GO): regulation of lamellipodium assembly; positive regulation of neuron projection development; actin filament depolymerization
Cellular component (GO): cytoplasm; actin filament; myofibril
Molecular function (GO): actin monomer binding; actin filament binding
Source: RefSeq, a predicted model, not a curated record
CGGUCCCGCCCCGGGGCGGUGCGGAGCGGAGCGGCCCCGCGCUCCGGAACGGGCGGUGCUGCCUGCCCAGCCGUUUCCUGCACGGGUCGCGGCGGAGCGGAGCCGAGCGGAGCGGAGCCCACGGGAGCCAUGACUCACCAGACCGGCAUCCACGCCACCACAGAAUUAAGGGACUUUUUUGCCAAAGCCCGAAAUGGUUCAGUUCGGCUCAUCAAGGUCAUCAUUGAGGACGAGCAGCUCGUGCUGGGAGCCCACAAAGAGCUGUCCCGGCGCUGGGACGCUGACUAUGACGCCUUUGUGCUGCCCUUGCUGGAUGAGCAGCAGCCCUGCUACGUCCUGUACCGCCUGGACAGCCAGAACGCGCAGGGCUUCGAGUGGCUCUUCAUCUCCUGGUCCCCCGACAGCUCCCCGGUCCGGCUGAAGAUGCUGUACGCUGCCACCAGGGCCACCGUGAAGAAGGAGUUUGGUGGGGGGCACAUAAAGGACGAGAUGUUUGGCACAGUGAAGGAGGACGUGUCCCUGAGCGGUUACCAGAAGCACGUGUCCUCCUGCUCUGCCCCCGCCCCGCUGACCGCCGCCGAGCAGGAGCUCCAGCAGAUCCGCAUCAACGAGGUGAAGACGGAGAUCAGCGUGGAGAGCAAGCACCAGACGCUGCAGGGCCUGGCCUUCCCCCUGCAGCUGGAUGCCCAGCAAGCCAUCCAGGCCCUCAAGCAGAAGAAAAUCAACUACAUCCAGCUGAAGCUGGAUCUGGAGCGGGAGACCAUCGACCUGGUGCACACGAGCCCCACGGAGAUCACUGACCUGCCCAAGAGGAUCCCCCAAGACUCUGCUCGCUACCAUUUCUUCCUGUACAAGCACUCACACGAGGGAGAUUACCUGGAGUCUGUUGUCUUCAUCUACUCCAUGCCUGGGUACAAGUGCAGCAUCAAGGAGCGCAUGCUCUACUCCAGCUGCAAGAGCCGGUUGCUGGACACUGUGGAGCAGGAGUUUUGCCUGGAGAUAGCCAAGAAGAUCGAGAUCGACGACGGCGCGGAGCUGACGGCGGAGUUCCUGUACGAGGAGGUGCACCCCAAGCAGCACGCCUUCAAGCAGGCCUUCGCCAAGCCCAAGGGGCCCGUGGGCAAGCGGGGACACAAGCGGCUGAUCAAGGGGCCGGGCGAGAACGGCGAGGACAGUUAGAUCCCGCGGGGCCAGCGGUGAACGGACACCAUCCCUGCGGCACUUCCCGCCUUCCUCUCCGCUGACCUGGGGAUCUUUCCCUCCAUCUCAGCCUUUUUUUUUUUGUUUUCUUACCUUUUUUUUUUCCUGUUUCAUUCCUUUUUUAAACAUCUGGAUGGCUUGUUGCACCCGGGGGCAGAGCGAUGGGGAGGGUUCAGGGUUGUUGCUGUUUCUUUUCCUCUGUCCUUGUGCAAGCCCCGGGGUUGCAGGGGGAGGAUGGGAGCAGCAGAGCCGUGUCCCCAGCCUUGCUCCUGUCCCCCUCAGGAUCACAGCCACUGCUCUCGGUGUCCCUGGGCGACUGAAAGACACACUCACCUGAAAGCUGCUCUAUGCAAAGGACAGGGGGUAAUGCUGGGGAUUCCUGUUUGAACAGAGAAAAUCCUUCUUUCCCUGUCCCCCAGCCUCCAGACUUUGCUCCCCUGUCCCACUCUUGGUGUGCAUGGCCCCUCUGCCCCAGGCCUGGAGCGAUCCCGCACCCCCUCAGGGUGCGGGCAGGACCCCCUGUGGGGUGGGCUUUGCUCCCUGUGGGAUGGGAGUUUCUCCCUGCACAGAGCCAGGCAGCAGGAGGUGGAAGUUCCCCACUGGGUCCUGAGCUCAGCCUGGACCUGGAGAAAGGUCACUCUGCCUUUGGGUGAUGUUUGCAUCCCCUUUUUGAGCUACCCCAGUAAGGUUUUCCCCCUCAGAAGGAGCUCUGACAGCCCUGACUCAGCCCUGUCCCUGUUCAGGAUGGGAGCUGAAGGGUUCCUGAGCCCUGGUCCCCUACUCUCCAUUCCCCAGCCCCCACCAUUACCUUACCCCCCAGGUUCUCAGCUGGGUCUCUGGGCUGGGGCAGCCCCAUGUCUCAAUAAUCCCAUGGGCUACCCCAAAGCCUUGUGUGGGGGAGCAUGACAGCCCUGUGUGCCCCCGGGGAUGUCCCCCGCCACCAAGGGCCAUCAGUGGCUCCACAGUUCGAGCCUGGCACUGUGAUUUGGGCUGCACUGGGGGCCUGGGGGGAGAGCACCUUGCUGCUGGGUACCAGCAAGGGCUCGAGAGCCACCUGCCUCCCUGAGAGGAUGGAAAAGGGGUCAGUGAAACCUGCCCUCUGCUUUCCAGCUGUGGCGGUGAACGUCCCAAUGUUGCCUUGACUUCGGCGGAGUCAGGGGGUUGAAGCUGGGGGGAGCAGAGCACACUGUACUGAACGCUGUAUUUUCUAAAGAAUAAAGUAUUU